Molecule: messenger RNA, 909 nt
Organism: Oikopleura dioica
Lineage: Eukaryota; Metazoa; Chordata; Appendicularia; Copelata; Oikopleuridae
Source: the annotation of a GenBank genome assembly
AUGGGUAUUUUCAACAACGAGCCUUGUUACAGAAUCGCUUCUGGUGGAGCCGCUGGUCUUACUGAAAUUCUUCUUUUUCAUCCUCUUGAUGUCGUCAAGACUCGACUUCAAUCUCAGACCAAGGGAAGCGCCGAUGCCUACAACGGAAUAGCAGAUUGCGUCCGAAAAACAAUCCGCAACGAAGGCUUCCCAGCUCUCUACAAAGGAAUCCUGCCACCAAUCUGCGCUGAAACGCCAAAACGAGCGAUCAAAUUUUUCUGCUUCGGCUCGUACAACGCGUAUUUAUCCCGCAACACCGGCCUAUCCAACGCUGCUUGUGGCUCAAUUGCUGGCCUGGGAAGUGGACUUACGGAGGGACUUUUUAUCACGCCUUUUGAAAGAGUCAAGAUUUUGCUGCAGAACUCUAAGGGUUCUCUAAAAGAAACGCCAAGUGCAGCGGCUCAAAUGCGUUUGGUUAUUCAAAAGCAUGGAUUUGGAACGAAAGGAGGCCUGAUGACUGGCUGCACUGCCACUUUGGGACGACAUGGCGUUUGGAAUGCGAUCUACUUUGGUCUCUUUAGGACGGUUAUGCCGAUUAUUGUGCCGGAUCAGAAAGCUAUUUCGAAGUCGGAAUUGAAUUUGAAACGAUUUUUGUUGGGUUGCCUUUGUGGAACUUUAGCUUCUUGCAUUAAUAUCCCAUACGACGUGGCAAAAUCCCGAAUCCAGUCCCUCGGCGGCCUCCCAGGAGGCAAUUUCCACGGCAUGGGAGUACACAAAGUCAUGGCCGAAAUCGCCCGAGUCGAAGGUCAAGCCGCCCUUUUCGCCGGACUAGCGGCUAAGCUCCUCCGACUAUGCCCAGCUGGAGGUGUGAUGAUGAUGAUGAACGAAGUCGUUUAUGAUUACUUGACGACCACGUGGCCUCUUCAUUAA